AUGGAUGAGAAUGACACAAAUGCUGAACCAAUGUUUGAUGAUCACGGCUUCAAUGAAGGGUAUAAUAUUGAUUCACUCGAAAACAUUGGGAUGAUUGAAUUUUGGAACAUCAGGGACAAAGACAUAUGUCACUUUCACUUUUCUGAUGUCGACAUUACAUUUGUGUUCACAAUAGAUAUGCAAGGACAAGAGAAAAAACCCAUGCUAGAGACAAGGUGUGGCUGCAAUGCAAUGAUGGAGAUUCGUCUAGAUGCACCUGGUGGUCAUUGGUUUAUUUCUUAUUUUUCUGAUGAGCACAAUCAUCCGCUUCUGGAUCCUCGGUUGACUGGAUUACUUCGUGGCCAUAGAUUUAUGUUCGAGGCUGAUAUUGGACACAUGAUUAACAUGAAAAAGGGGUGA
Messenger RNA from Arachis ipaensis, 399 nucleotides. The record is from RefSeq and is a predicted model, not a curated record. NCBI's taxonomy places the organism in Eukaryota, Viridiplantae, Streptophyta, Magnoliopsida, Fabales, Fabaceae.